This is a messenger RNA of Drosophila melanogaster (fruit fly), 1180 nucleotides long. RefSeq lists its product as uncharacterized. Lineage: Eukaryota; Metazoa; Arthropoda; Insecta; Diptera; Drosophilidae. The coding region runs from base 162 to 329 and encodes 55 amino acids. The transcript has 4 exons. The record is from RefSeq and is marked reviewed.
AUUUUUACGAGAAUGAAACGAGGUAAGGAUUAAACUGCUCCCGGCAGUGGCUCAAUUUUUGAGCCCCUGGAUAAAUAAUAAUUUCCGUCGGGGUUGUUUUUCCUGAAUAACUCUUUCACGCUGCCCAGUGUUGCUUAAAAUUUAACUUUCCGACAUUUGUCAUGUUUUGUUUGUCUGGUGUUUUGGUUUCCCUGUUGGCGCAUUUAUUCCCCAGAAAGCCAAAGGAUGUGAUAACCAAACAGCAAUGGGGGAAGAAAGAGCAAGAAAGCAACGGACAAAACAAGACAUCGGUAACUGGGUACACAAGGAAAAAGCUUAAAAACAAUUAAAUUAAAAUGUUGAAUGCACCACGCUGUUAUAAAAACAGCUGUAUUAUUCUGAAUGAAUUCAUUCAUCCUACGGAUUAAAUGUAUGUUGUCGAACACUUCUUAACACCUUUGGAAAUGAUUUUCAGAUCCUGUGCCUUUGUAUCUGUGUGAUUUUCGGUUUGCCCGAUUGUGUGCGUGUGGGAUAACAGAUAUGUUUGCUGUUUAGGCAAAUGAUUUUUCGCUUCGGGUCUGUUUGCCAAUGGAGCGGAAAAUGCAAGCCGAAACGCAGCUGUGGCAAAAUUGUUGGCAUUUAAAUGGGUCACAAGGUCGAAGGCAGGAUAAAAGGAGCACUGCUCAAAGCCAAACAAUAACAAAGGCCAAAUAAAAUGAGUUGCCCAGCACUAAUGCAAAACGGAAUUCAGGGAAAUAGUACAAUAGGCGAGGAGGAAAACUCCGCCAUCGUGGAAAACGAAAUUGCACACAAAUGCAGUCAAAGCACCGCAGAAACUUCAAUGCACAAUAAAUGCGAAAGGAAGAACCAAAUGCAAAUAUCAACAAACUAUAAUGCAGAAAAGGAAUGUUCUCAGCAAAACCAAUGUGAAGCGCCAAGAGUGACAGGCAAAUUGAACAAAAGGCACAGCUAUGCAAAGGAAAAUCUCAGACAUCAAAAGGAGGUACGAAGGAAUACAUCAAUCCUCAAUCAUCAAGAAAUAAAUAUUUUUGACUUCCGAGUCAUUUCAAUGCUAUGAAUGAAACGCAACCAGUGAUGCCUGAAACUUACUCAAUUUCAUAUGUAAAUACGUGCAAAGAAGAUACUCCUGCAAAAACCUGCCACAGAUUUACAAAUUCAACUUUCAGCUGCUAGCUAAAAU